Misgurnus anguillicaudatus (oriental weatherfish) is the source of this 2196-nucleotide messenger RNA. RefSeq lists its product as uncharacterized. Lineage: Eukaryota; Metazoa; Chordata; Actinopteri; Cypriniformes; Cobitidae. The record is from RefSeq and is a predicted model, not a curated record.
AUGGAUGGACCUAGGGAAGUUGGAAAAUAAGCAUAUUUUUUAAAAAGUGUAGUGUCCCUUUAAAUGAUAAGUUUGACCAUACAAUACAAUGCCCCCCCUUGGCGAUGGGCCUGAUCGACAUGUUGAUUGAUGUGGGAAUAUAAAACAAGCAAUUCUCCCAUUAUCAUCCUCUACAUUUAAUGUUUUGGACAAUUUCUUCUCUCGGGUGUUAGAGAAAUAUAUGCACACUGUGAAAAGAAUUUGGUGGGUUGAUUGUUGUCACAUUUAGUCAUUUACUGUGUAUUUAUAUUUAUGCUUCUUACAGAAUCAUGAUGUAAAAGAGAACUUGUGAUAGUUACAAGCAACUUAUUUUAGACCUUCUGAAUAUUGCGUGGCCUCAAGUCUUGUCAUGACAAGCAACAGAUUUUUCUUUAAAUGAGGAAGAUAAAAAAUAGAUGGAAUGAUGCAGAAAUGUUCUGUAUCCUGUAGAAUCAUAAACAGUCACUAAUAUUUCUGUAAGAUUUGAGUCACCCAGUUGAAUAUAUAUGUAUUUUUUAUAUGUGAACUUAGAAAGAAAAGUCCCGCUCUGAAGAUCCCCUUUAGCGUUUUAGUAGAAGCAGAGAAGCAGACAAGAGGAAGUAUCGAGAUAUUGGAUGUGUCAGAUAAACUUCUCUGUUGCAGACAAUAAAACAACUGAACACAGAAGACUACAAUAAAGCAAGAAUGUUUGCUCUUUUCUCUCUAAUCUGUCUGCUUGUGAUCCCAGGAAUGUGUAGCCAAAACUGGACGGUAAAAUAUAUAAACAGAGUAAAAUGUGCCCUGAAGGGCUCAACCACACUUCUGUUCAGCAAUUUCACAUAUCCUGAUGGUCACAAUAUAACCAAGAUAUUUUGGACCAUAGAUCCAGUAAACGUUGAGGAGACGCCCGAUCUGUCUGAAGAUCCAGAAUAUAAAGGCAGAGUUAAGUACAUUCUGGAUAAGAAACAAAACUUCAUUCUCAAACUGAGUAAUAUAACAGAUGAGGAUGAACAUAAGUACUACAUGAAAAUUGUGACAAAUGUAGAAAAUGAAAAAUAUUUGGGUCGUCCUGGAAUUAAGCUGAAAGUGACAGAGCUCAGGGUUGAGGUUUACAAUGAGGGAAAUUCUACAGUUUUAUUUUGUAAAACCACAUGCAACCUCACAAUCAGCACAAACUUUACCUGGUAUAAAAACAAAAGUCCUUUAUCAGAAUCAUUCAGUAGUAAUAAACUGAUACUGCAGUCUGUGAGCAGAGAUGAUGAAGGAAACUACAGCUGUGCCGUGAGAGGAGAUGAACAUCUGAAAUCUCCAGCUGUCACACUGAUGAUUCUUACAGGAAACAACCUGCAGGUGGCUGUGAGUAAAGUUCCAGCGGGAGUCAACUUCACAUCUGUAUCUGUGAUACUAUUGGUUGUUAUAGGGAUCUGUAUCAGAAGGAAAAGAGCGACAUCAGACGUUCAAAACAACACAAAUCUACAGCACCACAGAACGGUGAGAGAUUCUCCUGCUGUAUGUUCUCAUUUGUCUCAGAUGGAGUCUUCUGAGGGGAUUUACAUGACCCUUGACCCCAAGACCAUGAGUGCUGAUUAUGACACACUGAAUAAUGUGAGGAAACCCACGAAUAACAGAUAAACCAAGAAGCACACAGUUCUGCCAUCAAUAACAGCUGGAGAGGACAGAAGAUAUAAUGCCUACAUUAAACACUGGAUGUUUGUUUUUAGCGAAUAGUAAAGUGGUUUAUAGUUAAGGCCUUGUAACAGCAAGUGCUAGCAGCAACUUGGUGCAAUUCAGAUUCAUAUCAGCUACUCUAGAAAUAAAAUACUGUGACUGAUAAAAAAAAGGUGUCAGGUCUGAGGUGCUGAAUAUUAUUAACUCAACAGUAGAGUAACUGUAUUUAAAAAAAUAAAUAAAAGCAUAAAGAUAUUUAUUAACAAAUCUUAUUUUAACUUGUCAUUUAAGUAUUUUGUUUAUUUCGGCAGGUGUUUAUUUAUUUGGCAUAAACAAACAUAAGAUGUUUUUAAAGAUUGUUCUCUUGUUGAUAUAAUGUAAAAAACUCUCAAUGGGAAGUCAAAAUGAUGAUCAUAUUUUUUAUUUUUUUCUCUAAUAAAGCAUAUUGCUGAAUAUGAUCUAAAUAGCUGUAGUUUCCUCUAUACAUGUUAAUUAUCGGUAUGAUAUGAAAUUAUAUAAUGGUGUUAACUG